Molecule: messenger RNA, 2945 nt
Organism: Osmerus eperlanus (European smelt)
Lineage: Eukaryota; Metazoa; Chordata; Actinopteri; Osmeriformes; Osmeridae
Gene: ankdd1a
Product: ankyrin repeat and death domain containing 1A
Exons: 15
Coding region: 129-1706 (525 amino acids)
Biological process (GO): signal transduction
Molecular function (GO): protein binding
Source: RefSeq, a predicted model, not a curated record
GUGGCACGCUGUAUAGUGGAAGUCUUCCAGUGCGUAGAAAUAGCAGGAAUGGCAUGAGCAGAAAAAUGUGAUCGGUAUUAGAUAAACUAAACUAAUGAUUUUUAAUGAGUCACUGAACCACAAAUAAAAUGGAAGACGACCUGGUGUCAGAAGAUGAUAUCCUUCUCCGAUCAGAGAAGGAGUUCCAUGACGCUGCUAAGAGGAAUGACACCGAAAAAAUGCAGGAACUACUGAAGAAAGGAGUGGACAUCAAAGCCAAAAACAAAAUAGACCGUAAAGCUCUACAUUGGGCAGCUGGUGCAGGAAAUGAGCAGGCUCUGCGCCUGUUACUGGACCAUGACACAGAGGUGGACGAGGAGGACAGUUUUGGCAUGAACGCUCUGUUGCUGGCAGCCUGGUUUGGUCAUCUCAAGGUCCUGCAGAUCUUGGUGGCCAGUGGAGCCAAGCUCAACUGUGAAAACAAGAAUGGUCUUAGCAUGUUACACUGUGCUGCUCAGCGAGGUCACAUCUCAUUACUGGAGUUCAUCAUGGAGGACCUGGAGGACGUGAGGAUUGACAGAGUGGACAAGUCUGGUAAGACAGCGUUUCACCUGGCAGCCGAGCAUGGCCAGCUGGAGGCGGUGGGCUUCCUCAUAGGGAUGGGUUGUACACACAGCCUCAGGGACAAGGUUACUAUAGGGGACAUUAUAUCAUGGUUAUCUGUUAUCGUUCAUGUGAAACAGAAAGAGAAUACUGCCAUGCAUCUAUCAGCCAUGCACGGACACACAGAGGUGCUGCAGAAGAUCAUGGAGAUUGGAGUGGAUAUUGACGAGAGAAACAUAGAUGGACUGACAGCUUUGCACGUAUCUGCUGAUGGAGGUCAUUAUGAAUGUGUUCAACUACUGCUGGAGUCCAGCUGCAAUGUCAACUCACUGACAAACAAGAACAUGAACGCUCUCCACUAUGUGGCUCAGCACGGCCAUGACAGGGAGGCCAGAAUGCUGCUGGAGGCUGGAGUCAACACAAACACCGUAGACAAUCAACACAUAUCACCUAUGCACCUAGCUGUGCUCAACAAUCACACAGAGAUUGUUCAACUACUGAUAGAUGCAGAAUGUGACCUGGACAUCGUGGACAAUAGGCAGCAGACAGCCCUGCACAUUGCAGCAGAACACGGGCGCCAGGACAUUGCUGAGAUGAUCCUUAUAGUUGGGGUCAACCUUAACCUCAGGGACAAGCAAGGGAAGACGUGUCUGGAGGUGGCAGCACGUGGAGGUCAUGUUGUCCUGGUGGACAUGAUCAUCAAAGCAGACCACUUUUACAAAUGGGAGAAAGAGAACGUUAGCAGCGGUGACUCCUGGGAGGGGAAGCAGCUGAGCUUCAGGCAGGACCACCAGCAGGAGACGCAGCACCUCCGCUCUGUCAUGUGGAGGCUGGCCACAAAGCACCUGACCUACGGGGAGUGGAAGAUCCUGGCCCAGUACUGGGGCUUCACCGACGCACACAUACGUGCCAUAGAACAGCAGUGGACAGGUACAAAGAGCUUUAAGGAGCAUGGCCAUCGAAUGCUGUUGAUCUGGUUGCAUGGAGUGAUGAUUGCCGGGGAGAAUCCAAUCAAAGGCCUGUAUGAGGGGCUGGUCGGCAUCUCCAGGACAGACCUAGCAGGCAACAUCAGACAGAAGGCGAAUGCAGACACCAGCUCCCCCAAAAAAUGCUCUGCUAUGUGACUCCAGUGGUGUGUUGCUGACUGCAGAAAUAGGUGUACUGUAAUAGAGGACAUACUAAAGUAUAAUUAGUGGUGGGUCCAGUAAAGAGAAGUGGGUAUACUCCACAUACCUUGGUAUACCCUUGACUAUAUUAGUGUAUGAAGCCCUGCACAUAUGAUUUGAGGAAGUAACACUCUGGGGAAAUCCCAACUAUACUGGGACAAUAUGCUCAUAAAUUAUGUAAUGUCCAAUGUUUACUAAAACACAAACAUAAAAUGCAUGCUAUGUAGUGUGUAAAUGAAAAGUGGCCAUAUGAGGUCUGGAUGAACACUUGAUUUUGUAUAUUCAUAUUUCCAUACACAAGGGCUACUUCCUCGUACACUACGUAGAACAACACUGAUUGAUUGUAUUUUGCCUGUGAGGCAUAUGGAUGUUUUUAUUUUGCAAAUAUUUAUCUCCCAAUAUGAAGAACAUCGGACCUCAUUUAGGAUGAAAUAGUUCUAUUUCAUAGUUAGCGUCACACUCACACAAGUGGUGUGUGUACAGUACACCAUACAGUGGCCCACUCCUCUAUAGGACUUACUAAUGUAAACAGAAUGUGAUAUAUGCCAACUGAUCUUCUAUGCAGCACAAUAGCUUUUCGUGAAAACAUAUGCUGACUUACUAUAAAAUGCAAUAUCUUGUGGUCAGUUUUGAACCAUUUCUAUAAUGUUUUCCACCUCGUUGAUGCUCAACUGAAAUGCACUGGUAUAAUGGCAAUUGAUAGCUCUUUUGUAUGUCGAUUUUCUUUAGCAAUCGACAAUUACAAAUGUAAAGAAUUUAGAAGAAAUGUGUACGUCUUAUUUGUCAAUUUGUAAAAAUAAAAAAAACACAUGGAUUUCUCCUUUUAAGACAUUGAUUUAUGUGCAUGAGACACAGCAUAUCUGUUCAAGACUUUAAUUGAACCGCAAAUUAAAUGUUUACUUGUCACAUUAUACAUAGUACUGUUUUUAAUUCCAUUUCUUAUAACAUCUUAUGAUUGAUGUUACUCAGUAAUCAGUGCUUCAGUUUUCUUACCAACAGUUGGCAUGGUUAACCAUAAACAAACAAGGAAAACAAAGCAUUCAGACAUUUCAAAAGUGCAACAUUUAGUAACAGCAAUAAAAUAACUGUAUAUCACAUAAGGCAAAGGGUUCAUAAUAUGGCAUCAUAUGAAGUUUCUUUCCAACUAAAGCACAACUAUUUGUAUUUACAGUAACAGUGAUUAUUAAAAUAUUGUUU